Perkinsus marinus ATCC 50983 is the source of this 2127-nucleotide messenger RNA. RefSeq lists its product as hypothetical. The transcript has 16 exons. NCBI's taxonomy places the organism in Eukaryota, Perkinsozoa, Perkinsida, Perkinsidae. The coding region runs from base 1 to 2127 and encodes 708 amino acids. The record is from RefSeq and is a predicted model, not a curated record.
AUGUGUCGGCACUGUGUUCGUGUUGGCUUUACUACGAUUGAUGGAAGUUUACUGUUGGGAACUGAUGCGAAUGGAAUAGCAUUUGAUGCGGGGUUGGGGUAUGACAAAGUGCAAGGACAUCUGAAGCACGUGGGAGGAAGGCAGUUUUCAAAUGGUCCGUGCGUAUGGAAGGAGAUGAAAAUGACAUAUUUGGACAAGGCUGAUUUCGGUCUUGACGACGUUGUGACCGUCGUUUUAAAUUUGAGUGAAAAUGUUGAGGAUCGCCAUUCGAACUCAAUCGCUCUUUUUAAAAACGGCCUGCGUGUUACCGAACCAAUUCCAAUUCCGGAUGAUUUGAAGGGGAAGGAUUUAUACCCAACAGUGACCUUCAAAAACGUCAGAAUCGCUGUGAAUCUCGGACACGAAAUGGACGGGAGAAGAGCGGCUGAGCUUGCGGGGUUAACUCAGAGGUUGAAAUCUUCUUCGCUCCGUCCACUUCGUCGUGGUGGAGAACCCUCUAACGAUCGGCCCGACUACCUCUUUGGAAUUCAACCAGUCGAUGAGGGCAUAAUCAGAUCACGUAUAAGAGACUUGGCGAGUUCGCCGCAGGAUGGGAGGUCUAUUAUAUUGGUCGAGAUUGAAGGCGGAUUACUGAAGGAGGAGAGAGGGAAAAUAAUGUCCAAAUUUAUGACGCAUAAACGUGUCGCGCGAAUUUGCGUGGGCGAGCCUGAUGAUGGAUAUCAAAAUUAUGUGAGAGAUUUGGUGCGGGGAGAAAUCGAAUCGGCGAAAUCGGCAGAAAGGGAGAGGAAACUCGAGGAACUGAGGAGAGAGUGGAAGACCCGAGUGGUGGAGAAGGAGAGGCAGCGAAGAGUCAAAGCCGCUGCCCGCGCGGCUGAGAGGGCACGCAAAGAAGCGGCGGCGGAAGCUCGGCGUAAAAGGAAGGAGGCGGCAAUGAGAGCUGCCGCGGCGAAGAGGGCGGCAGAGGCUCGGAAGGGCGAUGAGCCUUCAGCAGAAGAUGGAAGUGAAACUAAGUUGGCUGAUGACGUUGCUAUGGAAAUGCAGGAAGGAGAGGGCGAUGUUAGUGAAGAGGAGCAUUUAGUUGAAGUCGAAGAGGAGGAGGAAGAAGGAGAUGAGCCGGAGCCGACUCUGCCAGAGGUGGAAGUCACUGAGGAUGACUUGAAAAAGGCUAUUAAACUGGAUGGUUGGAUACGCCACCGUAAAGUGUUGGAAAAAGUUCCGACGAUUAUGGGACCGAGCGAGUGGUUUAAAGUCCAACUGGAUGCAUGGUCGGAGACUAAGCUGGAAUGGAGGAAAAAACACAGGACGUACCUUCAAGCGGUGGCGAUGAGGGAAGCGGCGGCGGCGAAGAAGACGGAAGCGGAAGAGGUUAGUAAGGAGGAUGUGAAAGCUGAGGAGUCGAAGGAGGCCAAUGAUGGUGAUACUCCGGUGGUUGGAUCGCCUCUCCCUGAGGCGCCGUCACAGACCACUUAUAUCGAUCCUGAUGCUGCUGACAUUUGGGCGGUCGAAGAUAUCAACGAUUUGGAUGGGAAAGGGACUCCAUUAUAUGGGAAAUUCCAGGCUGAGGAUUGGCAGUUGUUGAAUCUCCGUUAUGAACUGCAUUUACUUUGCCAUGCAUUUUUCCGCGAUGCCACUGCUGAGGAUGGUGAUAUCAAGGGAAUUCACCGCAGUUUACUGCAACAUUAUUUUUCGACGUAUUUCGUUGGGCAUCCUCCUCUGAUCGCGUCCUUGUAUGGGGGCAAGAGUGUGGAUGAGCUUCUGGACACUUUUGUGGUGGACACCAUUACGACGCGCGAGUAUCCCAGCCGUCAUCGCCUGGCUCAAGAGGAGGGCAUAAGGGUGGGAGGUUGCCCCCAGGGGUCUAUCAAUAUCAGCACUCAGCACCAGCAGGAGGGCAGCAAUAUGGAGGGAGAUAUCUUGGCGUUGGUCCCGUGUCACCGUCGGGUUACUAUGGAGGGCAACAACAACAACAGCAACAAUAUAAUUCUGGGUGAGAGGUAUAAACGUGGAUAUGAAUCUGCGGGGAUGUACGAUUAUGAGGCUGGGAAACGCCAGAAGGGAGGCGGACCGCCCCCGGGUCAGUAUUACCAGGCACCCCAUGGAUACGGUGGACAGUAUUAUCGUCAGUGA